Molecule: messenger RNA, 1833 nt
Organism: Glycine soja
Lineage: Eukaryota; Viridiplantae; Streptophyta; Magnoliopsida; Fabales; Fabaceae
Product: hydroquinone glucosyltransferase-like
Exons: 1
Coding region: 102-1535 (477 amino acids)
Molecular function (GO): UDP-glycosyltransferase activity
Source: RefSeq, a predicted model, not a curated record
AGUGUAAUGGUCAGAUUGGUCAUUUGCCCUUCUCUGUUCCAAAAGCCACAGAGCCAAAGUACUCCUCCUGAUCCUCUGCUAUUAUUACUUCAUACUUCUCGAUGGAUGAGAGUAAAACAGUUCACAUAGCUGUAGUUCCCAGCGCAGGCUUCAGCCACCUGAUCCCAAUCCUCGAGUUCUCCAAGCGCUUAGUGAACCUCCACCCUCACUUGCAUGUCACAUGCAUAAUCCCCACACAUGGUCCACCCCCAAGUGCCUCAAAAUCCAUCCUUGAAACCCUUCCCUCCCAAAACAUCACCUCCACUUUCCUCCCCCCAGUUGACCUGCCUCAAGACCUUGACACAGUUUCCCAAAUCCAACUCACAGUCACCCUCUCCCUCCCUCUCAUCCACCAAACCCUCAAGUCCCUCUCUUCCACCACACCCUCUCUUGUGGCACUUGUGGUUGACACUUUUGCUGCUGAGGUACUUGACUUUGCCAAAGAGUUCAACCUCUUGGCCUAUGUGUACUUCCCCUUGGCAGCCACCACUGUUUCCUUGCACUUCCACAUGCUCAAGUUGGAUGAGGAGACAUCAUGUGAGUAUAGGGACUUGGAUGGCCCUAUUGAGAUGAAAGGGUGCGUGCCUUUCCAUGGUAAGGAUCUUUACUCCCCAGCUCAAGAUAGGUCUAGCAGGGCUUAUAAAAUGAUGCUGCAAAGGAUAAAAAGGUUCUUUUUUGUUGAUGGGGUUUUUGUGAAUAGCUUCUUGGAGAUGGAGAGUGGUGUCAUAAGGGCAUUGGAGAAAGGUGGGAGGUGGAAAUACAAGUACCCUCCUGUGUAUGCUGUUGGACCAAUUGUGCAAAGUGGGGUAGGGUUCGGCGGUGGUGGUGGUAGUAAUGGGUUGGAGUGUGUUGAAUGGUUGGAUAGACAGAAAGAUUGUUCUGUUUUGUUUGUUUGUUUUGGGAGUGGGGGGACAUUGUCACAGGAACAGAUGGAUGAGUUGGCUUUGGGUUUGGAAUUGAGUGGUCAUAGGUUUUUGUGGGUAUUGAGGCCACCAAGUAGUGUGGCUAAUGCUGCUUAUCUUGGUGGUGCUAAUGAUGAUGGUGUUGACCCUUUGAAGUUUUUGCCAUCUGGGUUCUUGGAGAGGACCAAGGGGCAGGGCUUGGUUGUGCCUUUGUGGGCACCCCAGGUUCAGGUGCUUGGUCACAGGUCAGUUGGGGGGUUCUUGAGUCACUGUGGGUGGAAUUCGACGCUCGAGAGUGUGCUGCAGGGUGUGCCUCUGAUCGCGUGGCCCCUGUUUGCAGAGCAGAGGAUGAACGCAAUUCUGCUUUGUGAGGGGCUCAAAGUGGGACUGUGGCCUAGAGUGAAUGAAAAUGGCUUGGUGGAAAGAGGGGAGAUCGCUAAGGUUAUAAAGUGUCUGAUGGGUGGGGAAGAAGGGGGCGAAUUGCGCCGAAGAAUGACGGAAUUGAAAGAGGCUGCCACUAAUGCAAUCAAAGAAAACGGGUCUUCUACGAAGGCCCUUGCUCAGGCAGUACUCAAGUGGAAAAAAUUGGCAUAGGAAAACAUGUUUUAUAGAAAGAUUUUGUCAGGAUCUUUGUUUUUGAAUUCUGCUUCGCAAUGAUUGUCAAUCCUCUUGUGAAACCUUGGCACAAGUGGGUAAUAAAUGUGAUUUUCUGAUCUAGAAUGUGGUCAUCAUGAGAAUUUGCAAUUUUAAGCUUAUACUUAAGCAUUCUUAUAUGGGAUUUUAUAGAGAGUUGGCUUGAGUUGGUCUUAUCUUCAAUAUGAGCAUCCAUUAUUGGAUUUGCAUACUAGUGUGUUUGGUGGGUUGCCUAUGAAUAUAUGAUUAAUUUUGCAUA